ACAGGGCGGGCGAGCGAGGCCCGCUUCCCCUUCCGGCUGGUGCCUGCCUUGGCCGCCGGCUCCUGUCAGGAUGGGAGUCGGGAGAGAGGAGCUGCGGAGCCUGCUCUUGGCAACAGUAGCUGCUGGCCUUAUAUUUGCUGUAGAUGCAUCUUUUGUGGAAGAUUUAGAUGACUCGUUUAAAGAGAAUAGAAAAGAUGACAUUUGGCUUGUAGAUUUUUAUGCACCAUGGUGUGGCCAUUGCAAGAAACUAGAGCCAGUGUGGAAUGAAGUUGGCAAAGAAAUGGGAAGCAUCGGUUCUCCAGUAAAAGUUGGGAAGAUGGAUGCAACUUCCUAUUCUAGUAUUGCCUCUGAAUUUGGAGUUCGAGGCUAUCCAACAAUUAAGCUGUUAAAGGGUGACUUGGCAUAUAACUACAGAGGACCCAGGACCAAAGAUGAUAUUAUCGAGUUUGCAAACAGAGUAGCAGGACCUAUUAUCCGACCCCUCCCUAGCCAGCAGAUGUUUGAGCAUGUGCAAAAGAGACAUCGUGUAUUUUUUCUGUACGUUGGUGGGGAAUCUCCAUUAAAGGAAAAAUACAUAGAAGUUGCUUCCGAACUAAUUGUUUAUACAUACUUUUUUUCUGCAUCAGAAGAGAUACUACCUGAGCAUGUGACACUCCCAGAGAUGCCAGCUGUUCUGGUCUUCAAAGAUGGAACUUAUUUUGUAUAUGAUGAAUAUGAAGAUGGUGAUUUGUCAUCUUGGAUAAACAGAGAGAGAUAUCAGGGGUACCUUACUGUAGAUGGAUUUACACUUUAUGAACUUGGAGACACAGGAAAACUAGUAGCUGUUGCAAUUAUUGAUGAUAAAAAUAUUUCUGCUGAGCAUACAAGGUUGAAGUCUAUUGUUCAGGAUGUUGCUAAAAAUUAUAGAGAUCACUUCCACAGGAACUUCCAGUUUGGUCACAUGGAUGGAAAUGAAUACAUUAAUAGUUUACUAAUGGAUGAUGUGAAAAUCCCCACUAUUGUUGUACUGAACACAUCCAAUCAACAGUAUUUCCUACCCCAUAAACCUAUUGAGAACACUGAGGAUAUGGUCCAGUUCAUUAAUGAGAUCUUGGAAGGCACUGCAGAAGCACAGGGAGGAGAUGGAAUUCUUCAACGAAUUAAGAGAAUAAUUUAUGAUGCCAAGUCUACUAUAGGAUCUGUUUUCAGGACUUCCCCCCUUCUGGGCUGCUUUCUGUUUGGUCUACCACUGGGUGUCAUCAGCAUCAUGUGUUACGGGAUUUGCACUGCUGACCCUGAGGGAGGAUCAGAUGAAGUAGAAAGAUCUAAGAAGGAUACUACAGGUAGGGAUCUGACUGAUGAAGACACUGAAGAAGAACAAGAGGAGGAAAACAACGAAAGCCUGGUAGAACUUCCAGAUGGAGAACAAGAACAGAAAAGCAUAUUAGAAAAGAAAAAAGACUAAAUUGCUUAAUUAAAAAGUUGUUUUCUGUAGAACUUCCAAAUAGAGACUUAUUUAUUGAAUUCAGUUAUUUACCUGUGACCUUCAGAGAUGAGGACCAUUUUGCCUGAUUUACAUGCAUGCAUUCAAAUUGCUUGGCUGUGAAGAGGAAUGGGUGAGAAUCUGGAUUUUGAAGUCUUAUACAAGCUUUUUACUGCUGGAAAACACAUUAGAUUUGUGGGUUAUUUUACAUGGAUGCAGACUGCAGUUGGAUGAAGAAAAUGUGUGUGUGGGGGUGGGGUUUGGUCUUAUCUCCAGUCUCGUGUUUUUAACAAUGUGGCAAAAUAAAUGCAACUUUAUUCUUGUUAAUACACAGGGUUGUUUUCAGCCUGGAGUGAAAUAUUACUGAGCGUUAGAAACAGUUAACGGGUAACAUGCCUUUGGGAAGUUUCAUAAGUGUAUUUUUAUUUUAGUUAGUAUAGUUUCUGAAAAGUUAUACCUUCUUGAAUUUUGGAUUUUAAAAGAAAAAGUCUAAAUUUAAUGUUAUAAAAGUCUUAAGGCAGAACUAAAGACAAGUAUUGCAGACCCCCUAGAAUUCCUUUGUAAAGUAAGUCCAGUAAUAUUUAUUUAUUUGAUGCAUGAUUUAGGGGUUCAUUUGAUAAUUGCAUUAUUCUGUUCCAUUAUUAAAGAUUUACUUCUGUAUUUAACAUACAAAAAAAAAUUCCUUCCUUCUAAAGGAUAUUUCCCCAAUCUUAAUUACUUGACAAAUCUGGGCCCUCCAUUUGUCUAUGGUAACAUUAAUAGAAUCAUUUAUGUGUGUAGUGCACAAUUCAUGAUAAACUUUUCUUUAAUAUGCCAAAAUAUUUUUCAAGCAGGUUAAAUAAUUUUGCUACCACUUUAGUUUCUUCAGUUGGAAAAUACUUAUUUGAACAAACAUUUCAUUGGCUUGUUAAACAUAGACAUGUGCAUCUGAUAUCUGUGUUGACUACAUGGUGAUUGGGGAGGGCAAGUUAAUUAUCUGUAGCAUUGUUGGCAUUAAUAGAACUGGGGUGUACACUGGUGUAAUCCAUUUUCAUUAGCUGUUUAAUCAUAUAAGUCAUCUCUAAUACUGCCCCAUGACAUUGAAAGGGUCUAAACUCACUCCAGAGUUAAGAUCUCAAGGGAUAAGCUGUAAGAUGAUGUGUGGAGUAUUGAUGCCAUGAUGAUUACCAUAGCAACCAAGCCUACACUGCUCAUUUUCAGGAUUAAGGCUAUGUCACAUUCAGUUUGAAAACUGAAAAAUACAAGAUUCUAAGCCUGUGGGUCAUGGUAUAAGUAUUCUCUCUCUCUCUCUCUCUCGCUCGCUCGCUCGCUCGCAAAUAAAUUUUCAGCUUGACUUAAAGAAGGUUAAGGGAUUGUUGCAUACACAUAUUGCAUUCUAUGGAGAGACACAAAUCUGACUCUGUAAAACAAAACCACUUUCUAACACUAUCUUUCUAACAACUCUUUGUCUUAGAAUGAUUUUUGGAAGGAAACUAACACAAUUAUUUUAAAAACAUGGAAAUCUUCCUCCUUGGUAAAAGUGAAUAUUGCACUUUUCAAAAAUGAUACUAUGAGGAAUCUAGUGUCUGAAAUUACUCAAAAACUAUCGUAUUUCAUGUGCAGUUCACAGAAAUCAUCUAACUGAUAUAUACAGAAAGUUUAGGUUUGUUUGUUUUUUAAUAUAAGGCAAGUUAUAAAUAUUGAAAGGAUCUUUUACAAACUCUUUGUUCCCAGAGUGAGACACCAGAGUUGGAACAGUUGUGUCCUGCUUUUUAGUUUUUUCACAGAAUAUAGGUUUUUUUUUCCAUUAGCUGCCAAACUGUUCUAAAAACUCCAAAGCAUAAAAACAGCAAUUUAGCAUGUGCUGCUUCAAACCUGGGUUCUUGGAAGAGUGUUGGUUUUCCUCAGAAUAAUAGAAAUAACAUGUCAUAUUAGGUUGACGUUACAUAUUACAUGCGGAAAGAGGUUUAAUGAAUGUCAAGGAAAGAAAUUGAACCCAUUUCACAUGCCGCCUUAAUUAUAUUUGCUCCUUUAGCUGCAAAUAGCAUCAAUUUGCUCCAGUUUUUCCGGUGCUGGGUUUGAGAGUGUGUGCUUUCUUAAGAGAACCGAUUCUGCUAGCAUCUAUUUCCAUUAUAUAAUAUUAAGAUUUUGAGUAAUUCAGAUGGUAACACUGAAAAGACACAUGUGUUUACCAUUCUGCUUAUGAAAUGUUAAAGCCCCUGGUGUUUACCAAACUGUAAUUUACUGCUAUUUCAUUCCAGCUUCACAACAGUGCAGUUAAAUGAUAAUGAAGAGUUCGUGGUAUAAAACAAAAUGACUAUUUUUGAUCAUGUAAAGAGCGUCACACAGAGUGACAUCUAUUUUAACUUGAAUUGGAAGUGCUCUAAGAAUGUAAGCUUUAUUUUACCUUGUUGGGUUUAUCAACUGUAAUUUUUUUCUACAAUAAUAAAAUAUUUAAAACACA
Molecule: messenger RNA, 3905 nt
Organism: Varanus komodoensis (Komodo dragon)
Lineage: Eukaryota; Metazoa; Chordata; Lepidosauria; Squamata; Varanidae
Gene: TMX3
Product: thioredoxin related transmembrane protein 3
Exons: 16
Coding region: 71-1444 (457 amino acids)
Biological process (GO): peptidyl-cysteine oxidation
Cellular component (GO): endoplasmic reticulum
Molecular function (GO): protein disulfide isomerase activity
Source: RefSeq, a predicted model, not a curated record